CGGUUGCACCGAUGCCGGUUACAUAGAAGCGGGUACGGCGUGUCCUUGGGCAGAGGAAGCGCGAGUCGGCAGUUCAGUACGAGUUAAAGAGCAAGCAACCGCGUGAGAGUUGACCAUGGGAGACGUGGAGAAGGGCAAGAAGAUCUUCGUGCAGAAGUGUGCCCAGUGCCACACGGUGGAGAAGGGGGGCAAGCACAAGACUGGGCCCAACCUGAGCGGACUUUUCGGCCGCAAGACUGGCCAGGCCGCUGGUUUCUCCUACACGGAUGCCAACAAAAGCAAAGGGAUCAUCUGGAAUGAGGACACGCUGAUGGAGUACUUGGAAAACCCCAAGAAGUACAUCCCGGGGACAAAGAUGAUCUUCGCAGGCAUUAAGAAAAAGGGGGAGAGAGCAGACUUGAUAGCCUACCUGAAGAAGGCCACCAACGAGUAACGCUGUCCGCUGCCUUAUUUAUUGUGUCCCGGCCUUGGUUUCUUUCUUUUUUACUCCUCCCGUAACUGCCUAUUUAAAUUGGUUUCUGCAACCAGAGAAUUUCGAUCAUGAAUGGCUGUUUUUAAAUUUUGUUCAGCAGUCCUAAUAAAGGAAUUAUGUAGAUUAGGUAGGCUUGUGUUUCAAUGAGAAUGAUUAUGUUUUCUCAUUUGGCUCCUAAUUCUAGCCACCACUUAAGUUGUCACACUUUUCGUUUUCUUAGGAAAGUUUGAUUAGGCCGGGCACUCAAUCGAGUUGGGCAAAUCCAACGUUUUUUAUCAGAGGCAACAGAUGCCACCUCCACCUUGAAUAGUUCUGAUUUAUUCCAAUUCCAUUUACUAAACAGUGGAGUUAGCCUAAUUAAUGGUUUUACUUGACUUUUACCUGAAGUGUGUUUUGGGGGGGGAAUAUUACCCUUGGGGGAAAGCAGUGGACUCCAGUCUGUCCAAAGGCAAGGCCUCCUGAAUUCAAAGAAAUUCAAGAAUUUCUAACUUAAAUUCCCAAACUUUUUGAACAGAAACGGCCCGAUUACAGUGCUUUGAUUAAAUCCUGCCUUUAAAUUGUUGAAAGGCACCUCUGUAUUUUACUGUCUAAUCCUGAGUAAAGACUAUCACAUCACCCUGUGUGAGUGGCCUUUGAAUGACAGAUCCUGCAGCAUCCUGGGGCCAGAAAAUGCACAGAUGAGUUCAGCUAGAGAUAGGCCCUUCUGUUGAGUUGUUAAAUACAUGUUUUAAGCCAAGUUGUACCUUAGAAUUGACUUUUACAAUCUAUUGGAUUUCAAGUUUGCAGACCUGUUGAAUAGUAUGUGAAUAGUAGUUACUUAUCUGGAGGGUUCAGCUGUAAAGGUGUGCCCUUUGUACAUCUGGUAAAUGAUGUGAUCCUAAGGCUUAAUUCCCCAAUUAAACACUUCUGAAUAUAUUUUCCUGAAUGUUCUCGAUUGGUUCAUUAUCUUAAUUUGAACAGAGUCGAUCAAUGCAGAAAUCACACCAUCCAUGCAGGCAAAUUGUCCAUGAUGUUUGGCUAAAUUUAUCUUUUGAGCAGCAUGAAACAACCCUUCAGGAAACCAGUUUAGUUUUUAGUGGCAGUAAUCAGAAAUAAAAAUUCAAAAUUGGCAGAAAAA
Molecule: messenger RNA, 1589 nt
Organism: Gracilinanus agilis (Agile Gracile Mouse Opossum)
Lineage: Eukaryota; Metazoa; Chordata; Mammalia; Didelphimorphia; Didelphidae
Product: cytochrome c, somatic
Exons: 3
Coding region: 116-433 (105 amino acids)
Biological process (GO): mitochondrial electron transport, ubiquinol to cytochrome c; mitochondrial electron transport, cytochrome c to oxygen
Cellular component (GO): mitochondrial intermembrane space
Molecular function (GO): heme binding; electron transfer activity
Source: RefSeq, a predicted model, not a curated record